AUGAAGGUGUUUGUUCACAGGACGUUCUCGGCUCGAGACUCCACCAUGGCACCACAAACGCCCGGUCAAGAAUCAACGGCUCAGGACGGCGCCCAACAAUGCAGGACCCUCAAUGACGUCUUUGAGAGGCUGGAAGCUCUUCGCCUGCACCUGCGCGAGAGCAAGAAAAGCACCAAUGAUGUUGGCCAAGCAGAGGAGCCUAGGGAUGCUUUCAACCGUUACGAUACUCUAAAGAAGCAUGACCCUCCAGAGACCAUGAAACAGCACCAGCUGAAGCCAUGGAAGUCGCCACCAGAGUCCCCACUGGAUCCAUCGAUCAACACCACACCGCCCAAGGUCACUCCCAAAAAACCACCGCGGGAGGUGAAGACAAUGGACAAAAAGGAACUAGUCGAUGCAAUGCAAUGGGAUCAUCCUACACGGACACUUUACAUCGGUACCAUUAACGCCAAUGCUACUCGAGCUCUGAACGGGGGAAUCGACCAGGCAGACGCAUAUACCUAUUUCUCAGCAAUCAAACAGUCGCUUCGAAACGUGUCGUCAAACUAUGGCCAGAUCCAAAAUUAA
Linnemannia hyalina is the source of this 567-nucleotide messenger RNA. The record is from the annotation of a GenBank genome assembly. Lineage: Eukaryota; Fungi; Mortierellomycota; Mortierellomycetes; Mortierellales; Mortierellaceae.